AUGGAUUCUCUUGGUGGUAAUAUUUUACCCCCUGACCCCCCUCUUAAAAUCUAUCUUGCCGGAAUAGCUCUUGUCCUACUAGUAGGCAUAUGCUUCUCCACCACACUCGCAAAGAAUGCCAAGGGCGAGGAGAACCCCAGUCUCCUGCAGUCCGCAUGGCUCUUCUUUUACUCGUGUUUCCUCAAACCGCACGACGGCGACAGCAACGGCAACCAGCAGGAUGCCCUCGAGAGCUUCUACAAGAGGCAGGCUGGCGCGUACGAUGCGACGAGGAAAGCCCUUCUCAAGGGCCGCGAGGACAUGCUCGCGCUAGCCGCCGCACAGCUCGUCCAUAGGGCGAAGAGCCGUGACCCCGCCUCGGAGAAGAAGAGGCGUGUCUGGGUCGAUGUUGGUGGCGGGACGGGCUGGAACGUCGGGUCCAUGGCCGCGUUCGUUAACGUGGCCGAGUUCUUCGACAGCGUCUAUCUCGUCGACUUCUCCCCCUCCCUCUGUGAGGUCGCCCGCAAGCGCUUCGAGAGGCUCGGGUGGGAGAACGUCAAGGUCAUCUGCCAGGACGCGAGGAAAUUCCGUCUUGAGGACCAUGAACCGUCCUCCCCGGGCAAACGUCCUUCGCAGUCGCCGGAUCCGGGCUACUUCUCUCACGAAGGGCCCCGCGACGGCGGCGCCGACUUGGUUACCAUGUCUUACAGCUUGUCUAUGAUCCCCGACUACUACUCUGUAGUGGACUCGUUGGUUGCCCUGCUAGCCCCGAACGGCAUCAUUAGCGUUGUCGACUUCUACGUCCAGUCCAAGGUUGAUGUCAGCUUCCGGAACUACACCGGCGGCCUCGUCAACCGCCACGUCAACUUUUUUGGGAGGACCUUCUGGCGUGCCUGGUUCGACAUUGACCGAGUUGCUCUAGAGCCCGGCCGCCGCGACUACCUCGAGUACCGCUUCGGCACCGUCUUGAACAUCAACACUCGGAACUACGUCCUCGGCGCGAUUCCCUACUACAUCUGGCUCGGGUCUCACAAGCGACCGUCUUCGUCUAGCCUCCCGCACGAAAUCGUUGAGAAGGUCGACGCGCUGGUCACCGAGUCCCCGUACUUGCAUCCCGCCAACCACACGGCGGCUCUGUCCCGCGCGGUUGAGAGGGCCGCACCAGAGAUCCGGUCCAAGGCUUUCGAUGCCGCCAUUGUGAAUCUUUCUGCGAACUUGCCCCUCCCUUCGUUCUUCUACCAGAACCAUCACUACCGGAUCUACUAUGACGACCAGCUCAAGAAGCACACGCAGUUCAACGACGAGUACAUCUACGCGUUCACUUGGGAAGACACUCGCGUCGACGAGCGCAUUCUGAAGCUCAAGUCCGACGACGUGGUCCUCGCCAUCACCAGCGCCGGCGACAACCUCCUCUCCUACGCGCUCCAGAAGCCGGCCAGGAUCCACGCCGUCGACCUGAACCCGACACAGAACCAUCUACUCGAGCUCAAGGUUGCCGCUUUCUCGUCUCUGCCCUACGAAGACUUCUGGAAGAUCUUCGGCGAGGGCAAGCACCCCGAGUUCCGCUCCCUGCUCAUCUCGAAGAUGUCGCCCCACCUGUCCAGCCGCGCUUUCCAGUACUGGUUGAACAACGUUCACAUCUUCACCAAGAGCAAGGGUGGCCUCUACGACACGGGCGGAUCCAAGCACGGAAUUCGCAUCUUCCGCUGGAUCUCGCGUGCUUUCGGGUGCCGGUCCGCCGUUAAGAAGCUGCUCGUCGCUAAGACGCUGAACGAACAGCGCGAGAUCUGGCACCAGAUGAUCCGGCCGGCGCUGCUCUCGCGCCUCGUGGCCAAGUUAGUCGUAAGCCAAGAGGCUUUCCUGUGGACGGCGCUCGGCGUGCCCAAGAACCAGCUCGCGGUCAUCGAGGACGACCACGCGGUCUCGGACGUGGUGAGCGGGCCGAACCCGCGGGCGAAGAACACGCGCUCGCACGCCAUCUGGGAGUACAUGGUCAACACGCUGGACCCGGUGGUGGAGACGACGCACAUCGCGGUCGACAACCCGUACUAUCUGGUCUGCCUCGACGGCAAGUUCAGCCGGCGCUGCUACCCCGACUAUCUCGCGCCGAGCGCGCACGCGCAGCUCUCGCAGCCGGGCGCGUUCGACGGCCUGCGCAUCCACACGGACGAGAUCGACGAGGUGCUGGCACGCAUCGCGCCCGGCACGCUGACGGUGGCCGUAGUCAUGGACAGCAUGGACUGGUUCGAUCCCGGGUCGACGGCGGCGGCGUCGCAGAUUGCCAAGCUCAACCGCGCCCUGCGCACCGGCGGACGCGUGAUGCUGCGCUCGGGCGGCCUCCGGCCCUGGUACCUGGACGAGUUCGAACGCCACGGGUUCGUCGCCAAGUGCAUGGGCUCCCGCUCGCCGGGGACGUGCAUCGACCGCGUCAACAUGUACGCCAGCUGCUGGAUCUGCACCAAGCGCGAGAACCUGGCCCCGCCCACCCCAGAGAUGGAGACGACGGGCAGUCCGGAGAUCUCGUCGCUGCGGAUCUGA
Molecule: messenger RNA, 2517 nt
Organism: Durotheca rogersii
Lineage: Eukaryota; Fungi; Ascomycota; Sordariomycetes; Xylariales; Xylariaceae
Exons: 3
Coding region: 1-2517 (838 amino acids)
Source: RefSeq, a predicted model, not a curated record